AUGCAGCUAAGAAGCAAGGUAAAUCACAAUGUUGCAGAAUACUUCCGCAAAAAUUUGCAAAUUACAUCUGCAAAUCUAUCGGACUCAAAUAUGCCGUUUCCAUAUAAGCAUGAGUUUUUUUCUGGAUUAAUUAAAUUACCAUUUUUGUCAUCUGAACCCGAAUAUAUAAAUUUUCCGAUUAAUCAAAGCAAUAUUCAAGAGUGUUUUACAACUCUUUAUGAUUGCACAAGUACUUUACAAAUAAAUAUGAUUCCCAGGCAUGACAUAGGUUUUUCAAAUGAUUCAAUUGAAGCCAAAGAUAUGAUUGAAAAUCAAUUUAAUAAAAACCACAUAUCUUUAGAUGAUUUGGAAUUAAUAGAUGAAGAAACAAUAGGAAUUUAUAACGGUACUAAAAUGAAAGAAUGCAAUAUUAAUGAUCAGUCAGUUUGCAUAGAAGGGAAUGGCAAGGAGAUUAGCGACCAAGGAGUAAAGCUAUUGCACCCAAUUAAACAAAAUGUUAAAGCUAUAUCAAUACUAGACAUUAUACCUUUAGAUAUGAAUCACUGUUCAACGUUCCAAGUAAUGCUUGACUCUAAGGAAGAAAAUGUAGAUACUAUUCUUGAGUUAGACGAGGGUUGGAAACGCCCUUUUACGAGAUUCUCUUUUUAUAAUAAAAUCGAAGGUAAAUUAUAUAAGUAUGAUAGGGAUUACUCAUCAACUUUACCAAGGGAAUAUACAAAAAGUUACAUUAUUAGUCUUCCAAAGCACUUUGUUGAAUGCAAUAAAAAUAAAACGUCAGAAACAGCUGAUUCUAGAGCAUACUUAAUAUCUACUAAGUCUCCAAAGCUAUUGUUAUCAAAAGUUUCAUCAGCGAAAAGAAAACCUAAAAUUAAGCUUCUAUAA
Cryptosporidium ubiquitum is the source of this 882-nucleotide messenger RNA. RefSeq lists its product as uncharacterized. NCBI's taxonomy places the organism in Eukaryota, Apicomplexa, Conoidasida, Eucoccidiorida, Cryptosporidiidae. Bases 1 to 882 code for a protein of 293 amino acids. The record is from RefSeq and is a predicted model, not a curated record. The transcript has a single exon.